AUGCAGGGGGAAAAAGGACAAGAGACCACAGUGGCUUUGAAAAGUGAAGCUAACCAUAUUGCUUCAUUUCAUGCCAUUGCAUUGCUGUUGGAUCAUGAGGACCACAUUAUUUUGUACCAAAAAAACCUCCUCAGAGUCUUUCAUUAUGCUCAAAAUUUGGUAGGUGAUGAUCUUUUGUCUCAAUCAAACAGGGCUUUAGAUCACUAUGAGGAUCAAGCUUCAGUCAAACAAUUCCUAGUUUCAUCGUAUAAGAAGAAUGUAUAUCCUCUUCUAAAGCAAGAGAUUCGACAAAAUCAUAGAGAACAAGCAUUUUUGGCUCCAGGAACACUUAGAAGUAAGUGA
Sphenostylis stenocarpa is the source of this 342-nucleotide messenger RNA. NCBI's taxonomy places the organism in Eukaryota, Viridiplantae, Streptophyta, Magnoliopsida, Fabales, Fabaceae. The record is from the annotation of a GenBank genome assembly.